UGCUUCCGGUUCCUGCAAAAGGGAAGUGGACCUUUCACGUCCGGUUCGCGUUUCCCGAAAGAAGGGAAAGCAUGGAGGCGAAAGUUGGUGUUCGUUCCGGCAGGAUGCCGACUCGAAAAAGACCUCGGGUGGGAGAGGAUCGGCUUGAAGCGACGGUUGCUUCUGAAGAGGACGCCCGCCGAGCUCACCACUUGGCUCUCCUGGCGGAAAAGCCGGCCUCGGAGCAUGGCCUGGAGGAGCUGGUCUUCGGCGGGCUGGAGGAAGACGAGGGUCUGCUGCGGCGGUUUCAAACCUUGUGCGCCCAGGGUGGUGAUGUGUUGAACAGUAACUUUGAAGAAGAAUCUGGCGAUUCUGAAGUGGAGAAUGAUGCAGAAGACAACUUUCUUCCACUGAAAAAGCCAGCAUGGGUAGAUGAAGAUGACGAAACUGAAGAAAUAAUUGACAUGAUGCACCGGCAUCGGAAAAAUAUGAUGAAAAGUGAUGCAGAAAAUAAGCUUUCAAAAACAAAACUUCAGAGAAGAUUUCAAGAAGAAUUUCAAGGUGCUAUGGGAACAACACCUUCUUGGGCACUGAGAGGCAUGGGGAAAAAAACCAAAAGGAAAACCUCACAUGAAGGUGACACUGAGGAUGAAGAGGAGGAGGAUCUGUUGCACAAGACAGGCAAUUUUGUGAUCAUGUCAGACUCUUUACCAAAAGGCAUUUUACAGAUGAAAAAUUGUUUGCACGCCAAUAAUGAACGUGUAUCAGAUGCCAAAUUAACAACUGUUCAGUUUCAUCCUACUGCUCAAGUUGUUAUGACAGCUGGGCAUGAUCGAUCUAUAUCACUAUUCCAGGUGGAUGGUAUCACAAAUCCACAGAUACAGAGCAUUCACUUGGAAGACUUUCCAAUUUACAAGGCACGUUUCAGUGCAGAAGGAGAACAGGUUAUAGCUACUAGCAUUCAUAACAAGCUAUUUUAUAUAUACGACAUGAUGGAAGGAAAAAUUAUUCCUAUAAAUCAUAUCAGAGGCUUAGAGGAGAAGAUCGUCAAAAAAUUUGAAGUAUCUCCAGAUGGAACAUUCCUGCUGCUUACUGGAACAUCAGGUUAUCUUCAUUUGAUUACAAUGAAGACAAAAGAAUUUGUUGGAAGCAUGAAAAUAAAUGGAAGGGCUAUUGCAUCAUCAUUCUCUCCAGAUGGCAGCAGAAUCUACACAUAUUCUGAUGAGGGUGAAGUUUUCAUAUGGGAUGUGAAAAGCAGGCGGUGUGUGAACAAGUUUACUGAUGAAGGUUGUCUGCAUGGUACUUCUAUUGCAAUCUCUAAAAACAGCCAAUAUAUUGCAUGUGGUUCUAAUUCUGGAGUUGUGAACGUGUAUGCCCAUGAUGAUUGUAUCAGAGAAACAUUUCCUAAGCCUCUUAAGGCUAUAAUGAACUUAGUCACACCUGCUACAUCGUUAGUAUUCAACCCAACCACUGAAAUACUAGCAAUGGCUUCUAAUAGAAUGGAUGAUGCAUUGAAACUGGUCCAUAUUCCUUCAUUUACAGUAUUCUCAAAUUUUCCUGUGUUCAGGAGAAAGUUGUUAUAUUUAGCUUACUGUAUGGAUUUCUCACCAAGAAGUGGAUAUUUUUCCAUAGCAAACAACAAAGGCAAAGCUUUAUUGUAUAGGUUGAAACACUACUCUGAUUUCUAAAACGAUUACUUUAAAAUUAGAUCAUGCAACUUCUGGUUGUAAGAAAAUAGAUUUGAAAACCAGUAUUUCGUCACCAAUAAAUAUUUUUAUAAUUUA
Messenger RNA from Thamnophis sirtalis, 1763 nucleotides. The record is from RefSeq and is a predicted model, not a curated record. NCBI's taxonomy places the organism in Eukaryota, Metazoa, Chordata, Lepidosauria, Squamata, Natricidae.